UGCGUUUGCUGUGUCGGUGCGACUAAUGCAAUUAUAUGUUGUUGUUGUUUUUACAGAAUCCGUAACCUGUUUUAUUUCGAAAUAAAAAUCGGAAGUUACGCACUGACUAUUGCGCAUGCCCACAUCUAAGGCACGUACACGUGGGACUCUGUGGGGCUGGAGCUAUGUCUAAAACAAAACAAAAACGAGCAAAACGCCUUGGUUUUGGGAGGAAAUGUAAGAAUAAAGAUGGUAAAAAUGCUGAUGCUUCAGGGGGGAGGAGUUCUCAGGAUCAGUCAUCUGUGCAACAUGACAGAAAACCAGAAGAAACCAGAAAGCAAAGGCUUCAAGUGCUCAAAGAAAAGCAGAAGAUCUCCAGAGAACAACAGCUGAUGAAGAGGAGGAAUUUGCAAAGCUUUCAAAAUGACAUCCUACAGAGGCAGAGAGCGUUUGAGCAGAGGGAAACAGAGAUGCAGAGUUUAGAAAAGCAUGUGCACUUUGAAAAUGAGAAUUCAAGAAAAGCAUAUUAUAGAGAAUUUAAAAAGGUAGUGGAGGCUGCAGAUGUGAUCUUAGAAAUUUUGGAUGCACGUGACCCACUGGGGUGCAGAUGCCCUGAGGUUGAGCAGGCAGUCAUUCAAAGUGGAACAAACAAAAAAAUUGUGUUGGUGUUAAAUAAAAUUGAUUUGGUAUCAAAGGAAAUUGUGGCGAAGUGGAUUAAGUAUCUGCGGAAUGAGUUUCCCACAGUGGCUUUUAAGGCAUCCACACAACAGCAAUCCCAAAACUUGAAACGCAGUCAUGUGUCAGUGACUCAAGCCACCACAGAGCUCCUUAGCAGCAGUGCUUGUAUUGGUGCAGAGUGCUUGAUGAAGCUCCUCGGUAACUACUGCCGCAACCUUGACAUAAAGACAGCCAUCACUGUAGGUGUUGUAGCCAGAGUACCUGGGGGAAAAAACAUGAGGAGAACAUGCAAACUCCACACAAGAGGGCCUAGAGCCUGUGACGCAGAAAUGCUGACAAUUGGGUCUCUGUGCUGCCUGCAAAAAGGAAAAGGUUUUCCUAAUGUUGGGAAGAGCAGUUUGAUCAACAGCUUAAAACGCACAAGAGCAUGUAAUGUUGGAGCCACUCCUGGUGUCACCAAGUGCCUUCAAGAAGUGCACUUGGACAAACACAUUAAGCUUCUUGAUUGUCCAGGCAUCGUCAUGGCAACAUCAACAACUGAUGCUGCAAUGAUUCUCCGUAAUUGUGUGAAAAUUGAACAGCUGGUUGAUCCACUUUCACCCGUUGAAGCCAUCCUCCGACGUUGCAACAAGGCACAAAUCCUCCAGCACUAUGGAGUACCCGACUUUCACACAGCUCUGGAAUUCUUGGCGUUGCUUGCGCGGCGUCAGGGCAAACUAAGAAAAGGCGGGCUGCCUGACACCGACAAAGCAGCAAAAAGCAUAUUGAUGGACUGGACAGGAGGAAGGAUCAGCUAUUUCACUCACCCCCCUGAGACACACACACUUCCUAUGCAUGUCAGCGCUGAGAUUGUAACAGAGAUGGGUAAAGCUUUUGACUGGGAUGAACUUGAAAAAGGAAAUCAGGAAGUUCUUGCAGAUUCAUCUUGUUCUGAUAUUCAAAUGGGAUUCUGCAUCGAAAACAUGGGAAUGACAAAUGGCAACCAGGCUCCAGUGCACUUUUACCAAGAAAUUGAAGGCGAGUCAGUGCAGGAGCCAGAAUUAAAAGAUGAAGAUGAAUCUAUGGAGGAUGAUCAGGAUACAGAGUUUGGACCAAUGACAGUGGAGCUAAAAUCUCAGAGGUUGAAGAGUGUCUUGCCUGAAAUUAAGGCCAAGGUUCCAGAUUUGAAGGAUAUUGUUAAUGUACAUCCUUUACAACAAGGCCAGGCGCUUUUGGCUGCUGUCAAGAAGCGGAAGAAGCAACAAAAAAGAGCUGACAAACUUUCUACCAAACUCUCAGACACCUUGAUAUCUGCAAUGGAUUUCUCGUUUUGUGACAGCUAAUUAAAGGAGUACUAAAAGAU
Molecule: messenger RNA, 1999 nt
Organism: Phyllopteryx taeniolatus (common seadragon)
Lineage: Eukaryota; Metazoa; Chordata; Actinopteri; Syngnathiformes; Syngnathidae
Gene: gnl3l
Product: G protein nucleolar 3 like
Exons: 16
Coding region: 165-1979 (604 amino acids)
Biological process (GO): protein import into nucleus
Cellular component (GO): nucleolus
Molecular function (GO): nuclear import signal receptor activity; GTP binding
Source: RefSeq, a predicted model, not a curated record